Cornus florida is the source of this 1687-nucleotide messenger RNA. Its product is annotated as IAA-amino acid hydrolase ILR1-like 4. Gene Ontology annotation, cellular component: endoplasmic reticulum. The record is from RefSeq and is a predicted model, not a curated record. Gene Ontology annotation, molecular function: IAA-Ala conjugate hydrolase activity. Bases 123 to 1442 code for a protein of 439 amino acids. The transcript is spliced from 5 exons. NCBI's taxonomy places the organism in Eukaryota, Viridiplantae, Streptophyta, Magnoliopsida, Cornales, Cornaceae. Gene Ontology annotation, biological process: auxin metabolic process.
AGUAGUUUUAGUUUUCUCCGAGAAGAACUUUCAUCGUAGUAUAAAUUUAGGUUAGAAGUAGUAUUUGAAUGAAAUUACAAAGUUUUGCUCACAAAAUUUGAUUUAUUUUUAAUUGUGAUGCCAUGGAGUGGCGCAUAAACAUUUUGGUAUCUUUGUUUCUGGUAUGGUCAACGUGGUGGUGUUCAUACACAUGGGCAUGUUCGGAAUUGGAGAUUGGGUUGUUAAGUGAGGAGCUAUUGGAAUCGGCUAGGGAGGACGAGUUCUUGGAUUGGCUGAAAAGGGUUCGAAGGCAAAUCCAUGAGUACCCAGAACUUGCCUUUGAGGAGCACAAGACGAGUCAACUCAUCAGGUCAGAGCUCGACUCGCUCGGUAUCGAAUACCGGUGGCCGGUGGCUGAGACGGGGGUGGUGGCUGCAGUUGCUGGGUCUGGGAAGCAGCAGCAGCAGCCCUGCUUCUCUCUCAGAGCAGACAUGGAUGCCCUCCCUAUUCAGGAAUUGGUAGAUUGGGAGUAUAAGAGCAAAAUCAAUGGUAAAAUGCAUGCUUGUGGCCAUGAUGUUCAUGUAACAAUGCUGCUUGGAGCAGCUAAAUUACUUCAACGCAGAAAAGAUGAACUCAAGGGCACUGUUAAGCUUGUCUUCCAACCUGGAGAAGAGGCUCAUGCUGGUGCUUACCAUGUGUUAAAAGACGGUGCUCUAGAUGAGUCACGAGCUAUUUUUGGUUUACAUGUUUCGCCAGAUAUGCCCACUGGUACCAUCGGAUCCAGACCUGGUCCAAUGCUGGCCGGCUCAGCCAGGUUUGUAGCUAUAAUUCAAGGGGAAGGUGGACAUGCAGCAAGCCCGCAUAUGACUAGAGACUCGGUUCUUGCUGCCUCUCUGGCAAUCCUUGCUCUGCAACAGGUUGUUUCUCGAGAAACAGAUCCUCUUAUGGCCAGGGUGGUCUCUGUUGGUUUCAUAGAUGGUGGUCAAGCAGCAAAUGUGAUCCCUGAGAAAGUGAAAUUUGGAGGCACUUUUCGGAGCAUGACUUCUGAAGGCCUCCGCUAUCUCCAACAAAGGAUAAAAGAGGUGAUAGAAACGCAAGCAGGUGUGCAGCGGUGUAGUGCAGUGGUUGAUUUCAUGGAAGAGAAACUGAGGCCUUAUCCAGCAACAGUGAAUGAUGAAGCAAUGCAUGAACACGCGAAGAGGAUUGGAGGAUUCUUGGUUGGGGAAUCCAAUGUACGCCUUAUUCCAAUGUCUAUGGGAGCAGAGGACUUCAGCUUCUACUCGGAGACGAUGGCAGCUGCAUUUUUCAUGAUUGGGACCAAAAAUGAAACAAUGAAAUCAGAUAAAAUACGGCUGCAUUCACCUCAUUUAAUUAUUGAUGAGGAAGUUCUUCCUAUUGGAGCAGCUCUCCAUGCUGCAGUUGCAAUAUCUUACUUGGAUAGCGUUAAUUGUCAAAACGCGUAAUUAACUACUACUUCUUGUACCUUCAACAUUGCAAAUCAGUACUUAAAUUCUACAGCACGCACCAUUAUACUUCCCUGUGAUAAUGAAUGCUACGAGGGUAUUUUUAUAUAUGGAACCAAAUUCUAGACGUGGGGUUACAUCACACACGAUCCAUCAUCCUUCAUGGUGUUCCAAUUGUACCUGAAAGAAUUCCUCAAACCAAAAUCAAUACAAACUUAGCAUAAGAAUUUCGUCACAUUUGUGUG